AUGAAAUCAUGUAUUGAAUUCAGAUUUUAGUUGUCUCAUCUCUAAUAUGCUAACUGUAAAAGACUAUCUUAGGAUGGAUAAUGCGCAGAGGCAUUAGAUGGUAUUCAAUUACUACCAAAUAACUAAUAUAUUAUCGUUAAAGAUUAAAAAUUUUUUGAAAGAUGUGCAAUAGUAAAUGAAAGUGAAACAGAGUGUUUAUUUCCAAGAUUUGGGUUUAUCUUAGAUAUUAAUACAAAAAAUAUAUAUAAAGAUACACUCUAUACAUUUUGUGCUUUAUUCAAUUCAAAGUUAAAUAAAUGUUAGCAGUUUUAGUAGAGGUUUAGUUCUUACUUUUUGACCUAACAAGGAGUUUAUUUAGGAGAAAACUUUAUCAAUACAGACAAAGUUAUUGACUAUUCUGAUUAAAAAAUAUGCUAAGUUAACUAUUUUUAUCAAGAGAAAUAUGGUGACCAAUCAGAAGGAUGCUUUUUAUUUUCAUAAUAUAGUUUGAAUGGCUAUUAAAAGUGCUAAAAAGAUUAUGCAUUAAAAGAUGAUAAAUCAAUGUGUUAAAUUGUUAUACCCUUUUGUCAAGAGUAUAUUGAAAUACAAGGAAAAGAACUAUGUACAAAGUGUAUUCCUUUUUAUAAGCUUCAUCUUUAAAAUUGCAUAAAAAUGUCAGGUUGUAUUAUUCUAAAUAAAAAAGAUCCUAAUAAAUGCUUAAAAAAAUCAUUACAAUGA
Molecule: messenger RNA, 717 nt
Organism: Tetrahymena thermophila SB210
Lineage: Eukaryota; Ciliophora; Oligohymenophorea; Hymenostomatida; Tetrahymenidae
Product: DHHC zinc finger protein
Exons: 2
Source: RefSeq, a predicted model, not a curated record